Messenger RNA from Melitaea cinxia (Glanville fritillary), 1609 nucleotides. Its product is annotated as myrosinase 1-like. The record is from RefSeq and is a predicted model, not a curated record. The transcript has 10 exons. The coding region runs from base 1 to 1593 and encodes 530 amino acids. Gene Ontology annotation, molecular function: beta-glucosidase activity. Gene Ontology annotation, biological process: carbohydrate metabolic process. NCBI's taxonomy places the organism in Eukaryota, Metazoa, Arthropoda, Insecta, Lepidoptera, Nymphalidae.
AUGAAGUUUCCCUCAAGCUUCAGGUUUGGCGCAGCGUCGUCUGCCAUUCAGAUCGAAGGUGGCUGGAAUGCUGAUGGUAAAGGCGAAAGUACAUGGGACAGAGUGAUACAUAAUGAACGCAGAAUCGUCAAGAAUAAUGCAACAGCUGACGUUGCUGCUUACUCUUACCACCAGUGGCGGGAAGACGUGAGAAUUGCAGCGGAGUUAGGUCUGCAGUUUUACAGGUUUUCAAUAAGUUGGCCACGCAUACUACCAACAGGUUUCACCGAUAAACUGAAUCAUGCUGGAGUACAAUACUACAGCGAUCUGAUCGAUGCGCUUUUAGCUGAAGGAAUAGAGCCUAUAGUGACUAUGUACCAUUGGGAUCUGCCGGUGAAGAUUCAGGAUCUUGGUGGUUGGACAAACCCAUUAAUUGUCAAUUGGUUUGGAGACUAUGCCAGAACACUGUACUCUCACUACGCUGGCAGAGUAAAGACCUGGAUAACUUUGAAUGAAGCGAUAUCUUUUUGUGAUCUUGCAUACAUUGUUGGAGCAUUUGCGCCUAGGAUCAAGGAACCAGUUUUCGCACCGUAUUUGUGCAAUAAGCACGUGCUUCUGGCUCACGCCACGGCUUACAGGAUUUAUGAAAAAGAAUUUAAACCGAAGUACAAUGCGCGAUUCACAAUUGCAAAUUACGAGAUAUGGAUAGAACCAAAGACUCCCGAAGAUACGGAGUUAGCGGAACUAGGACGUGAAUUUUCCUCAGGAAGAUAUGCGCACGCAAUACUGUCAAAAGAAGGAGGCUGGCCACCAGCAGUUGAGAAGCUAAUGCUGGAGUACAGUUUGAAACAGGGUUUCAACGUGUCAAGAUUACCUUCCUUCACGAAAGAGGAGAAAGAGUUUAUAAAAGGUACCGCUGAUUUUUACGGUAUCAAUCAUUACACCACGAACGUAAUAAGACCAGCGAAGCCAGGAGAAGAUCCUGGUGUAUGGGUGGUAACUGGGUCACCGGAAUUAAACGCUGUUCUGGAACUACCACCGAAUACCAAAGCCAGCCCAGGACCUUUUCCACUGUUGGUGGUAAGUGCAUAUUUUAUUUUUACAAGACAUUAUUUCCAGGUAUACCCUGAAGGAAUACGUCGCCUGCUCUCGUGGAUAAAACAAAAGUACGGUGAUAUAGAUAUAAUGAUUGUAGAAAAUGGCCUUACGUCGAAGAAAUCCGGGCCUUACGAUAAUGACAGAGUUGACUUCAUAAAGAGAUAUUUGGAACAGGUGCUGCUUUCAAUCAAAGUAGACAACGUCAGUGUUGUAGGGUACACUGUGUGGUCGCUUACUGACAACUUCGAGUGGUUGGAUGGCUAUACGACAAAAUUUGGAUUAUACGAAGUUGACUUUGAAGAUCCAAAGCGGAUACGGACCCCGCGCACAUCCGCUUAUUACUACGCAUGCGCGAUCAAACACAGAACUUUUGACGUGCCCGACGAAUGCUUUGACCCUGAAUAUGUAAGACAUCACUUCAAAAUCAGGGAUAAACAAAAUGGCGGCGUUGCGUUACAAAAUGGCAGACUAUUUUUAUAUUCUUUGUUAUUAAUUAGUAUUAUUAUAAGUUAUUAAAUGUUUUAUUUUUUUG